AUCGUGAAUCAUUAAACAUCACACUGUUCUUUCGCGUGCUACAUUUUUAUCGUUGUUUACCCAUCUACGAGAACAGAACACGUACGUAGUGGAUUUUUAAAUUUAAACAUUUCUCACACAACAGUAACGGUAUGAUCACACGUUAACUAACUCAUUCUAUACACAAAUCAUUUCGUUUCUCACUCAAUCUCACUCUCUCACUGUUUAAUGGACCCCGACCUUGUUUGUCCACAAAAUGUUAUCAAAACGAUUUCUUUUGAUAACACGCGCUUAUACGUUUUAACUUACUAUAAAUUUCGAUUUUUUUUUUCGCAUUACCCCCUCGCCAUCAUGAUAAUUCGUAACAAUAACAACAAUUAAAAAUAAUAUAAACCGUGACGAACUGAUAGUGCAGCAAUGAUCGUCGCACUCGAUCGUCGUCUGAAGUGAACAAAACAAUUAGAUAAAACUUAUACUCGUCCGUCUUGCCGCCGCUGUGCAUGCGCAAUACUAAUUGGUUUGACGUCGUUCGUUUCGCAUAAAACCACAGCGGUGGUUAAACGUUACCAUUACCAGUUAAUGUUAUGCGACGCAGUCAGUAGUCUGCGGACCUAGCGAUUCGCCGUCGUCGAUGGUGUUGUUGGUGUUAUUGUGCCCCGCGCGGCUAACGCAACGACAGCCAGGAGACGCAACUGCAUCGAUUCCGGACGUCGUGAUCCCGAUCAUCUAAAACGAUACCACACAUAUCUCUGGUCCGUCCACAGUGGCUAGGUUUGUCUAACAGAAUUCAAAAUGGUUCCAAUGGGCUCAAUAUACAUGUAUGUCACUUCUGGUGUUAUUUUACUGCUUAUUGCUGUAUAUUUUUACUACAAAAAUAUAUAUAGCUACUGGAAAAAAUUGGGAGUGUUUCAUAUUGAGCCUGAAUUUUUUUUUGGAAAUUCAAAAGACCGUGUUCUUUUCAGAAAAUCAUUUCAUGAGUUUCACAGGGAUAUGUAUUUUAAAUUUAAAGGACAUAAAUUUGCUGGAUUUUAUCUUGGUCGUCAAGCAUCAUUGGUAGUCCUUGAUCCAGAUCUCAUUAAAUGUAUCUUGAUUAAAGAUUUCAAUUAUUUUACGGACCGCCAGAAUAUGAAUUUUCGAACAUCUGAGUACAUAACUGAAAUGUUGUUGAAUCUUAAAGGUUCCAGAUGGAAAGGAAUGAGAAGUCAGUUAACCCCAGCAUUUACAUCAGGAAAACUUAAAACAAUGGAACAUCUUAUAGAUGUCUGUUGUAAUAAUAUGAGUGAAUUUUUAAAUGAAAAUAUUAAAAGUGAAGAUGGUUCUCAACCAUAUGAACUGGAAAUGAAAGAGUUUUUUGGCAAGUUCACCUUAGAUGUUAUUGCAACUUGUGCAUUUGGAAUGGAAUCAAAUUCACUAAAGGAUGUUGAUGGUGGUUUUGCUAGUCGUGUUUCAAAAUUUGCUAGUUUAAGCAUUUUUAAACGUCUAUCACUCUAUAUAGUACUUCUAUUUAUGUCAGGCAUUGCUCGAUACAUACCGUUGUCUUUUUUUAAUAUGGAAGUAAUAGAUUUUUUAGCCAAUGUCAUUAAAGAGGCAAAGAAGUACAGAAAAUCUACUGGACAAAAACGAAAUGAUUUCUUACAAUUGUUACUGGAUAGUGAAAUUGAUAUUGAUAAAAAUGAUGAAAACAGGCAGAAAGAAGCUACUUUAACCGAAGCUCAAGUGAUUGCACAAUCUAUACUAUUUUUGAUUGCUGGGUUUGAGACAUCCAGUACACUAUUGGCUUUUAUUAGUUAUGAGUUGGUAAUCAAUCAGAAUAUACAGGUAUUACUAAGAGAAGAAAUAUAUUCAGUAUUGGAACGACACAAUGGGAAAUGCACAUAUGAGGCUUUGCAAGAAAUGCCACUGUUAGACAUGGUGUUGAUGGAAACCUUGAGAAUGCAUCCACCUGUAGCACAAUUGCAACGAAUAUGCACCCAAGAUUAUACUUUACCUGAUUCUAAUGUAUUACUGAAAAAAGGAACGUCUAUACAAAUACCUGUUAUUGGGUUGCAUUAUGAUCCAGAGUAUUAUCCUGAUCCAUACAAAUUUGAUCCAUAUAGGUUUUCUUCGGAAGAAAAAGCUAAACGUUCGCAUUAUGUUCAUUUACCAUUUGGUACAGGCCCAAGAAAUUGCAUUGGCUUAAGAUUUGCCCAGAUGAGUACAAAAAGAGGUAUAGUGCAGAUACUAAAAGACUACUCAAUUGAGCUGAGCAGCCAAUCAACGGUACCAUUUGAGUAUAGCAAAAAUUCUAUGAUGCUUAAGGCCAAAAAUGGUAUAUGGCUGUCAUUAAAAAAGCUGAAUGUAAGUUGUUAAAGCUAAUAAUUAAAAAUCAGUGUAACUGAUUUUAAUUGAUUAAUAAAGCUAUUUUUAUUUGAUAUUAAAU
This is a messenger RNA of Sipha flava (yellow sugarcane aphid), 2398 nucleotides long. RefSeq names its product cytochrome P450 6k1-like. NCBI's taxonomy places the organism in Eukaryota, Metazoa, Arthropoda, Insecta, Hemiptera, Aphididae. Gene Ontology annotation, molecular function: heme binding; oxidoreductase activity, acting on paired donors, with incorporation or reduction of molecular oxygen; iron ion binding. The record is from RefSeq and is a predicted model, not a curated record. The transcript has 8 exons. The coding region runs from base 772 to 2328 and encodes 518 amino acids.